Xylona heveae TC161 is the source of this 1690-nucleotide messenger RNA. RefSeq names its product adaptin ear-binding coat-associated protein 1 NECAP-1. NCBI's taxonomy places the organism in Eukaryota, Fungi, Ascomycota, Xylonomycetes, Xylonales, Xylonaceae. Bases 496 to 1329 code for a protein of 277 amino acids. The transcript has a single exon. Gene Ontology annotation, biological process: endocytosis. The record is from RefSeq and is a predicted model, not a curated record. Gene Ontology annotation, cellular component: membrane; clathrin vesicle coat.
UAAUUUUUUUCAACAUCAUAGAAAAUACUCUGAACAUUGAUCAUUGGAUAUCUCUCUGUGGGUUUAUCGCUCUAUGUGUUGGCAGUCCCGCAACCCCUCGACACCAACAAUUUCAACUCUUCCAACCACCAAUAGAUUCAUCGUCUGAGGGCACUCUCCUCCUCCUCUACCCCGCCAUUGAGCUUCCCAUUUUCAGCUUCGUUCUUAGGGGCACACACUUUUCUUUCUCUUGUCUCUCAUCAGCUUGAGUCGAAUCUCUCUAGUUGCCUCCAAUUCGCGCAGCACCAUGAGCACCAUUAACUAAUUAGGGGACUGAUUUACCCCACAUACUUUGUUCAAUUAUAUAUUACACCACCCUAGCUCACAGCUUCCUGAGACAUUCAUCCUCCGUCAUUCAAAUCAUUGCGCCUUUCUUUUGGAUAGCGCAAAUCACGAAAUAAAUAAUAGAUUCCUCCUCUACAUCUUUUUUUCACUUACGCUUUAAACGUGUUCACAAUGGCCAGCGUGGAUCCUGCUACCGGCCGGCCGCUGCCCGCCGACGCCAUUCAACGUGUGCUUUUCAUCGCACCAAAGGUUCAUAUCUACAAUAUCCCUCCGCUGACCUCGACGAGAGGAUAUACAGCUGCAGCCUGGACGGAAAAUAAUAAUGCUCGCCUCAUCUUCACAGCUCGACUCCGGAUAGUCGAGACCGCAAUCCCCGAUCAAAAUGGCGGUGAAAGGGUGAAGACAGAUGUGCUGUUAGAGGACCCCAAAGACGGCCAGCUCUUCGCUGCUGCACCCUACUCCAGUCCAGCCGCCGUCGAGCAGGUUCUCGAUAGCUCGCGCUUCUUCGCAAUGACGGUUGUAGGCGAGAGAGGACAGAAAGCAGUUCUGGGCAUUGGCUUUGAGGAACGCAGUGAUGCGUUUGACUUUGGGGUUAGCUUGCAGGAGGUACGGCGCGUGCAUGGAAUGGACAACACGGGCCAAGAUAAAGGACGAAAGGUGCCUAGCAGAGUGGCUGCUCAGGAGAAGCCAGCGGAGGAGAAGAAGGACUUUAGUCUCAAGGAAGGGGAGACCAUUACUGUCAAUCUUGGCGGACGUGGCCGGAGAACAAGAAAUGAAUCAGGCACGCCUGCUUCAUCUACUACUUCUGAGCAAGCUGCACUCUUUUCUAUUGCGCCGCCGCCGAGCGACAGCAGUGGCGGUGCAGUGCCGUUUCUUCCUCCGCCCCCAAGCGCUCAUGCUGUCAAAGAGGAGAGAAGGCGGGGCAAGCCGGCAGUACAACCGGCCUCACAACCCUCUGCAGCAGACCUCGGGUUCGAUGAUGGGGAAUUUGGAGAAUUCCAAUGAGCAAAGGCACAUCAGAGGGAAAUAUCGACAUCCUUACAGAAUGUCCAUAUAUAUCUAGCCUCAACAGGGAUGAAGCCGAAUAUUUUUGCGCUCUGCAGGCCCACCCCCCUUCGCUCACACCAUAAGGCUGGUUCCUAUUCCUGGUUGCUGGGAUAACGACAGCCACAGUCAUCACCGUUGGUAUGGACAAGCGUCGACUAGGUGUAAGAACCGCGUCAUCAAUCUUAUUGGGGAUUUGACGGUAUUAUCGUGAACGAUGAUCAUAAAUGAUAAGCAGUAGUUGUGUGACUGCUUUUGCGGAAAUGGAGUCAAAUCAGAUAAUUUUGAAGUGCACAUGAUAUCAUAAUAAAUCGCAUCAAAA